Strongylus vulgaris is the source of this 378-nucleotide messenger RNA. The record is from the annotation of a GenBank genome assembly. Lineage: Eukaryota; Metazoa; Nematoda; Chromadorea; Rhabditida; Strongylidae.
ACGGUUCGACCACCUUGGUGGCAAAAAGACAUCUGCAAACUGGGUGUCAACAUGCCUGGUACUGGUGUUGGGUUUGAGAAUAUCGACUUUAUUAUGUGGAUGCAAACCGCCGCAUUGCCGGACUUCCGAAAACUAUACAGGCUUCUAGAUAGAGAAACCCGUAAGAAUUAUGUAAUUUUUGCCUUUCUAGGUUACCCGGCCACGUGGAAAGGAGCCGAGAAAUCCUUUAUUAUCACACGUGAAAGCUGGAUAGGACCACGAAAGGAUUUUCUAGCCAUUUCUUAUAUGGCUGUUGGUGUUUUUCUAAUUUUAGUUAGCAUCUUAUUCGUGGGAAUCAAUAUUAGGCAAAGAGUACUCGAAAGAAGAACGCAGACCUAA